Molecule: messenger RNA, 621 nt
Organism: Penicillium argentinense
Lineage: Eukaryota; Fungi; Ascomycota; Eurotiomycetes; Eurotiales; Aspergillaceae
Exons: 1
Coding region: 1-621 (206 amino acids)
Source: RefSeq, a predicted model, not a curated record
AUGGAUCCCGAAUCCCGCGCCUCAAAAUGCUACCUCUCGCCAAUCAAUCUCGACGACGCGGACGAAUUCACCGAACUCCGUCGCCAACGCCUAAUCUGCGGCUGGGAAUCCGACCACCAAACAUUAGAAUCGUGGAAAUCCAAACGCGACCUAAAGAAACUCUUUUGGAUUACCGUCCCAGAUCUCGGACCUGGGCUUCGGGCCGGCCAUAUAUCCCUUGACAAAUCCUCCGCCCUCCUUGAGCCUGGUUUUCUACGCAAAAAUGAGAUCGAAUUAUCCCUCAGUUCCUUCUUCAUAUUGCCUGAAUACCGCGCCCUACGUCUUGGAAAACACGCUGUCAUGCUUUUGGAGAAGCUUGCGACUACAGAGCCGUAUGGGAGUCCGUGUUGUCGGUAUCUUACGCUGACGGCUUUGAGUAAGAAGUAUUUCUAUGAUGAGGAGUGGAGAGGAAUGUGGGAUAGAGUCGGGAUGCAGAUGCCGUCUUUUAGUAUUCAGGAGUGGUAUGAAAGGUUGGGAUAUGUUUCUUGGAAGGAGGAGCCCCUCUAUGAAGAGAGGACGAUGGAUGGGGAGAAGAUUGUGCUUUGGGAGGCUUUUAUGAAGAAGGAUCUUUGGGGUCUCUAA